AUGACCAGCUCGUCUUCCACCCCGGAUAUAUCUACAUUGUCCCUCACUUCCCAGCCCUCCCAGCAACGUCUUCAUGAUGCUUACGACUACGAAGGCAACGUCGGUGGCAAUGCCAAAACUCCAUACCACUACUCCACGUCUCCCCCCAUCCCGGCGCAGUCCCAGUACAACCCCAUCGGAAUGGGCCAGUCUCCACUCAAGAAUAGACCUGUGUUGCGCGGAGGCCUUCCUUCUCAAUGGCUUGAUAAUGCGGCUGGCAUGGCCGAUAAUCGCUCCCUCUCUCCGCAUAAUAAUUCGGACCUAUCGUCCUCUGGAGGCUCACCUCCUCCCAUUGGCAACAUGAUUGUUCCUCCAAUGACACCUGGGACACCCAUUCCAGGUGCGGACGACGAGAUCAUACCCACAGCCAUUGUCAUCAAGAACAUUCCAUUCAAUGUGAAGCGCGAGACGCUCCUUGAGAUCAUCACUUCGCUCUCGAUUCCGACGCCGUACGCGUUCAACUAUCAUCUCGACCAAUCAGGUCAAUUUCGUGGGCUUGCCUUCGCCAAUUUCCGUCAGGCACUAGAUGCAGACGCAGUCGUAGCUGCUUUGAAUGGAUUUGACGUACAGGGCCGCAAGCUGCGUGUCGAGUACAAGAAAGUUCUCCAAGCUGGGGAGAAGGAGCGCAUCGAGAGAGAAAAGGCAAUUCGCCGCAUGAAAUCUAUGCAGCUGGAGAGAGAACAGGCCGCUAUGGUACAGCAGCAGGUGCAAACGCCGUUUGACGAUUUUGGACCCAUUGCCUCUCCAUUCACACCUCAGCGGUCUUUCUCGGCUUCGAAUGUGUAUCAGAAUCAGCCUUUCUCGCCUUCGCAGAUACCGCCGUUGCCAACCCCGCAGCCUUACGCAGUCUCGACGCCGCCGUUGCCACCAGCUACACCGGGUAGCAUAAAGACAUCGUCUACAGAACUUGAUCUUAAUGAUCCUUCGACUCUAGAGAUCUACUCGCGCAUCCUUUUGUUUAAGGAUGACCGCAUGAGAGAUGAGCUUGCCUUCUCAAGAACAUUAUCGCCAAAGCAACGACGCGUUGUUCAUCUCGUCGCCCAGAGGCUCGGAGUAUACCACUACUCUGUUGGUGAGGGUGAGGAGAGAUACGCUGUGGUCACACGUAUUGAUCCGAAUGCGCAGCAACAGGGACCUGGUCCACGACAGACACUGACUCGUGCACCAUCUUCGUACUUGGCGCCUACGUCGCCCCAGGUGCCCAAUGCCUUACGUGUGAAGAAGUCUAUGCCGGACAUGAAGACCCUGCAGGCUCAAGCACCCCGAUUGACGACACGCGCUUCUAACGGCAACAUACGUGAAGGAUACGCCACCAUUGCAUCUCCUUCUCGUCGCUCGCCUGGCGGGUUUGCCUCGUUGUUCUCUAACAAUGGCAACGGGUUUGGCAACGGGAUCCCUCCCGUGCCUAGCCUUCCGUCGAACCUAGGUGGCGGAAUGGACAGUCCGGGCGGUGUGAUGCGGCAACCUCGCGGUCCCGGAACAGGGGGCUUCGAGUCUCGGAGGGAGAGGCGCGAGAGUCAGUCGCGCAGUGGAUUUGAUCCUCGCUCUCAUGAGCCGCUGGAGAUCUAA
Molecule: messenger RNA, 1608 nt
Organism: Fibroporia radiculosa
Lineage: Eukaryota; Fungi; Basidiomycota; Agaricomycetes; Polyporales; Fibroporiaceae
Exons: 4
Coding region: 1-1608 (535 amino acids)
Cellular component (GO): nucleus; cytoplasm
Molecular function (GO): mRNA binding
Source: RefSeq, a predicted model, not a curated record